AUCACUGUCUCAUGCUUCAUCUUCUCCAGUGGACCACUGUCAUUCUUCUGUGUUUCUUUCUUGGGUGGAACUUUCUCUGCCCCCAUUUUCCCGGAAAAUUUGAAAAAGAACAAAAAUGCCAAGUAAAACCCUGAUAGCUCAUCACCCUCUUCACUCCCCUCUCCUCCAAAACCUCACUCACACUUCUCUUUCUCACCCCUGGCUCUUCUUCACCAACCCACCGUAUUUCUCUUUGACCCCAGGCCUUAACCACACAUCUGACCUCCCAAAGCUACGCUUCUCACCCCCAAUACGCCGUCGUAAUCGGCUGGUGACCGCCUGCACUGUCGACGGGGUUCGUGAACGAGAUGAUGGGGAAGAUUCUUUAGUGUCUGAAGAAGUUGUGGAGGUGAAGAAAGAAGAGUUGGAGAGUCAGAGCUUAUGGAACCAAAUGAAGGAGAUUGUAAUGUUUACAGGACCCGCCACUGGGCUUUGGAUUUGUGGGCCCCUUAUGAGCCUCAUCGACACUGUUGUGGUUGGCCGGGGAAGCUCUCUUGAGCUUGCUGCUUUAGGCCCUGGAACUGUGAUGUGUGAUAAUAUGAGUUAUGUGUUCAUGUUCCUUUCUAUUGCAACUUCAAAUAUGAUUGCUACUGCGCUUGCAAAGGGGGAUAGAAAUGAAGUGCAGCAUCACAUAUCCAUCUUGCUCUUUGUUGGAUUGACCUGUGGCUGCUUAAUGCUUUUAUUUACAAGAUUUUUCGGUUCAUGGGCGCUAACUGCUUUUGCUGGAUCAAAGAAUGCGCAUAUUAUUCCUGCAGCAAAUACAUAUGUUCAGGUACGAGGUUUGGCAUGGCCUGCAAUUCUUGUUGGUUGGGUUACUCAGAGUGCAAGUCUUGGCAUGAAAGAUUCCUGGGGUCCUUUGAAGGCCUUGGCUGUAGCCAGUGUUAUAAAUGGCAUUGGUGAUGUAGUCCUUUGCAGUUUUUUAGGCUAUGGUAUUGCUGGUGCAGCAUGGGCAACAAUGGUGUCACAGGUUGUUGCAGGAUAUAUGAUGAUUGAAGCUCUGAACAAGAAAGGAUACAAUGCCUAUGCCAUCUCUGUUCCCUCGCCCGAAGAAUUUGUAACAGUACUUGGGCUUGCUGCUCCAGUGUUUGUGACAAUGAUUUCUAAGAUAGCUUUCUUCUCUCUCGUUGUAUAUUUUGCAACGUCAAUGGGAACAAACAUCACGGCUGCUCAUCAGGUCAUGAUCCAAACAUUCUUCAUCUGUACUGUGUGGGGCGAACCUCUCUCUCAAACUGCACAAUCAUUUAUGCCUGAGUUGAUAUAUGGCGCAAAUCGUAGUUUGCCCAAGGCUCGAAUGCUGCUCAAGUCACUUGUCAUUGUUGGAGCUAUCAUUGGUUCAGUAUUAGGAAUUGGAGGAACAUGUGUUCCAUGGUUGUUUCCGAACAUCUUUACACCUGACCAAAAGAUCAUACAGGAGAUGCAUAAAGUGCUGAUACAAUUUUUUUUGGCACUGGCUGUGACACCUGCCAUUCUCUGCUUUGAGGGAACACUGCUGGCCGGACGAGAUCUAAGAUUUAUUAGUCUGUCAAUGAGUGGAUGCUUGUCUUUAGGUGCACUUCUACUGCUGCUUGUGAGUAGUAGAGGAUAUGGCCUAGCAGGCUGCUGGUGGGCAGUGGUAGGAUUUCAAUGGGCACGGCUUUUUCUCUCCCUACGACGCCUUAUAUCUCCUACCGGCAUACUUUACUCUGAAGAUAUGAGCCAGUAUAAUCUGGAAGAACUCAGAGCUGUUUAGUUUAGGAAUCAUACGAAUACAUGAGAUAAGGCCAUCUCCAGUCAUAGAACUAAAUGUAGUCCGGGGCUAAAAAUUUAGCCCUUCAAAAUAUUAAUUUUUUAAAGAAGUGCAGGGCUAUAUUUUUCCAUCUCCAUCCAUACAGGGCUAUAUUUCAGGGUCAUUCAUAUUUUAUUAUUUUGAGAAAAACUAUGAUACAAUACU
Prunus mume (Japanese apricot) is the source of this 1969-nucleotide messenger RNA. Its product is annotated as protein DETOXIFICATION 46, chloroplastic-like. Gene Ontology annotation, biological process: transmembrane transport. Gene Ontology annotation, cellular component: membrane. Gene Ontology annotation, molecular function: xenobiotic transmembrane transporter activity; antiporter activity. The record is from RefSeq and is a predicted model, not a curated record. NCBI's taxonomy places the organism in Eukaryota, Viridiplantae, Streptophyta, Magnoliopsida, Rosales, Rosaceae.